Molecule: messenger RNA, 715 nt
Organism: Argentina anserina (silverweed cinquefoil)
Lineage: Eukaryota; Viridiplantae; Streptophyta; Magnoliopsida; Rosales; Rosaceae
Product: LOB domain-containing protein 19
Exons: 2
Coding region: 44-697 (217 amino acids)
Biological process (GO): positive regulation of DNA-templated transcription; hormone-mediated signaling pathway
Cellular component (GO): nucleus
Source: RefSeq, a predicted model, not a curated record
GAUCGAUCUCUGAUCUCAGAGCUAGCUAGCUAGUUAGAUUGAGAUGAGUAGUGGAAGUAUUAAUGUUGCAAACGAUGGAGAAGUAUCUCAAGGGCCUUGUGGUGCUUGCAAGUUCCUCAGGCGAAAGUGCUUGAGAGGCUGCAUAUUUGCGCCCUACUUCGACUCAGAUCAAGGCACCGCUCACUUCGCGGCGGUGCACAAAGUGUUCGGUGCAAGCAACGCCUCCAAGCUACUCCUGCGCAUACCUGCUCACAAGAGGCUCGAUGCUGUCGUUACUCUCUGCUAUGAGGCUCUUGCUAGGGUUCGAGACCCGGUUUAUGGCUGCGUUGCUCACAUUUUCACCCUCCAGCAGCAGAUAAUCAAUUUGCAGGCAGAGUUGGCCUAUGUUCAGGCCCGUCUUGCUACCUUGCAGCGUCUGCCACAGCCGCCGCCCUCGCCUCAACCUCAGAUCCCGCAUUCCUUGGCCAAUAUUGUAGCAUCAUCCUCGGAGUUGCUACCCAUUUCCAACUUAAUGAUGCAAGCUGAUCCUCUUGAAAUAGAACAAUGUGCAGCAAGUCAAGAAAUGACGAGCCUUUUCAAUCCGCUAGACCAAGAGUUCUUGGACCGUGAAGAUCUCCAAGUAAUAGCACGAGAAUUUGUCUCCCGCUAUUUGCCUGGAGUAAGAUUUCGUCCUCCGGGUCCUCACCAAAAUUUUUAACUCUGUUGUUGUCAACUG